Molecule: messenger RNA, 4217 nt
Organism: Candoia aspera
Lineage: Eukaryota; Metazoa; Chordata; Lepidosauria; Squamata; Candoiidae
Gene: ELP3
Product: elongator acetyltransferase complex subunit 3
Exons: 15
Coding region: 89-1732 (547 amino acids)
Biological process (GO): tRNA wobble base 5-methoxycarbonylmethyl-2-thiouridinylation
Cellular component (GO): elongator holoenzyme complex; cytoplasm; nucleus
Molecular function (GO): acyltransferase activity, transferring groups other than amino-acyl groups; iron-sulfur cluster binding
Source: RefSeq, a predicted model, not a curated record
AACAGAAGCUCCUGCUUGACGGCCGGAGAGAAGAAACGGGGGGGAGGGGUUGAGAAAUCGCUUCGUUGUCGCGAGGGGCGUCUUUGCCAUGGGGCAGAAGAAGAAAGGGGAUCUCAGCCGGGCAGAACUGAUGAUGAUGACUAUAGCUGAUGUCAUCAAACAGCUCAUUGACGCCCAUGACCAGGGCAAAGAUGUGAACUUAAACAAGAUAAAAACAAAGACAUCUGCCAAGUAUGGCCUUUCAGCACAGCCACGCCUGGUUGACAUCAUUGCUGCUGUUCCCCCUCAGUACCGCAAAGUGCUGGUUCCUAAGUUGAAAGCAAAACCCAUCCGAACUGCUAGUGGGAUUGCUGUUGUGGCAGUAAUGUGCAAACCACACAGAUGUCCACACAUUAAUUUCACAGGAAACAUAUGUGUAUACUGUCCUGGAGGGCCUGAUUCUGACUUUGAAUAUUCAACACAAUCUUACACUGGAUAUGAGCCAACGUCCAUGAGAGCCAUUCGUGCCAGGUAUGAUCCUUUUCUCCAGACCAGACACCGACUUGAACAGCUGAAGCAGCUGGGCCACAGCAUAGACAAAGUGGAAUUCAUUGUGAUGGGUGGAACAUUCAUGGCUCUUCCGGAAGAAUACAGAGAUUACUUUAUCCGUAAUUUGCAUGAUGCUUUAUCAGGUCAUACUUCUAACAGUGUGGCAGAGGCAGUCAGGUACUCUGAGCGAAGCCUUACAAAGUGCAUCGGGAUUACUAUAGAGACCAGGCCAGAUUAUUGCCUGAAACGGCAUUUGAGUGACAUGUUGUCCUAUGGAUGCACAAGGCUGGAGAUUGGAGUGCAAAGCAUUUAUGAGGAUGUGGCCAGAGACACUAACAGGGGCCAUACAGUAAAGGCUGUGUGUGAAUCAUUCCACUUAGCUAAAGAUGCUGGGUUCAAGGUGGUAGCACAUAUGAUGCCAGAUCUCCCCAACGUGGGACUUGAGAGAGACAUCAGCCAGUUUGUGGAGUUUUUUGAGAAUCCUGCCUUUCGCCCAGAUGGCAUGAAGCUAUACCCAACUCUUGUGAUCCGUGGCACUGGCCUCUAUGAACUCUGGAAAACUGGGAGAUACAAAAGCUAUCCUCCAAGCACCCUUGUGGAAUUGGUGGCAAGAAUUCUUGCUCUUGUGCCUCCCUGGACUCGAGUGUACCGAGUACAAAGGGAUAUCCCAAUGCCUUUAGUCACUUCUGGAGUGGAACAUGGUAACCUGAGAGAACUUGCUUUGGCCAGGAUGAAAGAUUUAGGAACAGAGUGCCGUGAUGUGAGAACAAGAGAAGUUGGAAUACAAGAGAUACAUCAUAAAGUGAGACCAUACCAGGUUGAACUGGUCCGGAGAGAUUAUGUGGCCAACGGUGGUUGGGAGACCUUUCUUGCCUAUGAAGAUCCUGAGCAGGACAUCCUGAUUGGACUUCUACGUUUGCGGAAGUGUUCAGAGGAGACAUUCAGAGCUGAGCUGAAGGGUGGUGUCUCCAUUGUCCGGGAGCUCCAUGUCUAUGGGAGUGUGGUUCCUGUCAGCAGCCGAGAUCCCUCUAAAUUCCAGCAUCAGGGAUUUGGGAUGCUGCUCAUGGAGGAGGCGGAGAGAAUUGCUAAAGAAGAGCAUGGCUCAUGGAAGAUAGCUGUCAUUUCAGGUGUGGGUACCAGAGAUUACUACAGGAAGAUUGGCUAUGGGCUAGAAGGGCCCUAUAUGGUGAAAAGACUGGACUGACCAAUUUAUGAGGAACACCCGAAGCUUUGUCUUUGCACAUUAAGGCCAGAGCAGAAUGGAAAUGCCAUGGCCCUGCUACAAGCAUUGUUUGACCUGGCAAAACAAGGUUCAUUCAGAUCACUUGAUAUCAAAGAGGUGUUUCUGUUGAUUAUCACAUUCAGAUCCACGCCAUGAAUUUUGUUGGCCCUUUCAUAACUAGCAAAAAAACACCUGACCAUCACCACAUUUCUCUGGUUAUCAUUUACAAAUGGGUAACAGCCCUGGAAACAUUCAGGAUUUCAGGUCUAUGGUGUUAUAAGGUGUCUGCAGCAUAGACUGCUUUAUAUCAGCUGUAGCUAUUUUUAACAGAUAGCAUGGGGCUUUCUUUUGUUUUAGCCUAAUGUUAAGUGACAAUUGCCUCUUGUAUAAGAUUAAACUUGCCACUUUUAGUAUCUGCAAUGUUAGCCUGACCUUCAGUUGCUUACUUGGUACUCUCAGAGUAUAUCUAGCAUUACAGAUAAAGUUUACACUCUCAUUUGCAGAUACACAAGAGAAGAGGAGUCAUCCCUUCUACAAAGUAGAACUGCUUAUGCCGAUUAAAUAUAGGUUUUGCAUUCAUUGUUUAUAUUAACAUCUGUAUCCCACCACUCUAAUAUGUAUGCACCAGUGUGGUUCACAAAAGCUUAAGACCACCGUGCUAUAUCAAACCAUAGAAUCAUUCAAAUGUAUUUAAAAUCCAGUGGAGGGGAUCACAGAUAAAUCAACUUAAAACAAGCAGCAUAUUAAAAAACUUGCCAGAAUCAAGGUGGGUUUAUCUCAAUGAGGAGAAAUUGCUGUAGGCUAUUCAAAAAUUCAAGUUUGAGUUAAUAUAUUCUAAACUCAUACAAUAUCAGGCUUUCAGUGUUUUGGCUAGGAUGCAAUUUGUGAUUUCUAAUACUGGAGUUAGAAUUUUGUACCAGGCUGUAAAUGGAGCAAAAUUGCUGCAUCCCUCUCAUUUCACGGACGGGUUUCCCUGCGCAUUACUGUACUAUUUUGAGGAUUCCCCCUCAAAAUAUUGCAUUUUUUUGCAUGCAGGAUUUCGGUUUAGUCCCUGGCAAUAUCUCCAAUCUGAAGGACCUCAAGUCACUAGACAGGGAAAGGCCAUUCUGUUAAGACCUUUGAGGUUACCAUUGAUACUAUAAGCAGCAUUGCUUUCUAUCAUCCUGUUGUCCUCCCAGACAAUAUCCCAGAAUUCCUGUGGGAUAUCAGGUUGGGAAGGUUAACCUAGAUGGACCAAAGGUCUGAUUCUCUCUAAGGCAGCAUCAUACAUGUACACAACCUGCUUGAUCUGUAGAUGCCUGGCAUUGGAACCAGUUUCUUUCUGGGACUCAACUAUCUCCACUGGGAUCCUUCCAGUAACUCCAGUAAAUUGAGUUUGUUGUACAUUUACUUGGUAAAUUGAGUACUCAAUGAAUUGAGUAAAUUUACUGGAGUUACUGGAAGAACCCUAGUGGAGAUUUCAUUCAUUCAUUCAUUCAUUCAUUCAUUCAUUCAUUCAGUUUAUAUAGCCGCCCAUCUCAGACCAGUGACUCUGGGCAGCUUACAAUAAUAAAAACAAUCAGUCAAUAAAAACAGUACAAAAAAUUAAAUAUAAAUAUACUUGAGUCUCUGAAAGAAACUGGCUCCGUUGCCUUUCCCUACCAUGCUACUUCCUGCUUUUCCAGAGCUGGCACCUUCAUGAUUUGUUUUCAAUGUCUUGACAAAGAGAAGAGCUUAAUCUGAAGCAUAACUGAUACAGGGGCCUUGAUCCGUUCGCCAUUGAGGAGGCAGCAGAGGGGAAAGCAUCCUUUUCCUUCCCACAAAAUGUCAAGGUACCCAUUUGGUUCAAGUCAGUGGAGCCAGGCCAUGCAUUUGAGGGCAGGUGAGCAAAGGUGAGGCAUUUCUUCACAGUCUCACUCAGCAGUUCCUUGAAAGAUGUGAACAUGUGGCCAAAAAUAAAUUUAUAAAAGCACCAAUUUUCAGCACUGUCACCACAAAUAAUAUUUUUUCUGGGUUGAGGAGGAAAAGGAAGGAGGCAAUGCAAGCCACAGCUGUAGUGUUGUCAAGAAAAGCACAUGGACCUGGCCAUGAAGUCACCAGGAGUCAAGUUUGAUUCAAAGGAGGUACAAAGGUAAAGGAACCAUCUCUGUCAAAGCCAGGGACAGCACUUUGGUAAGGAGCUUGGAUGCUGGGCCCUGUAUGAUGCCUGUGAGCCUCCAAAUGACCAUCUCUGUGCUUGUGGAACAAGACCAAAUCCCACAAGGUGCAACCUCCAGAGGAGAGCACAAAUCCUGAUCUCAUGUUUAGGCAAAGUGAAAAUCCCCAAGCUUCCUUGUUCAAGUUCAAUUGAUACAACUUUCAAUUGUAGCCAUUCUGCAGAAGUGGGAGUGGUGGGCACACAGUUAAGUUUCCUAUAAACCACCUAAAAGAAGCAGAUACAUUUGAAACUAUGUAAGCAAAGGCUGCUGAAUAAACUUUGCAGUGGUGA